This is a messenger RNA of Tachysurus vachellii, 6941 nucleotides long. RefSeq lists its product as uncharacterized. Lineage: Eukaryota; Metazoa; Chordata; Actinopteri; Siluriformes; Bagridae. Gene Ontology annotation, cellular component: cytoplasm. The record is from RefSeq and is a predicted model, not a curated record. Bases 379 to 3027 code for a protein of 882 amino acids. Gene Ontology annotation, biological process: protein linear deubiquitination. The transcript is spliced from 11 exons. Gene Ontology annotation, molecular function: cysteine-type deubiquitinase activity.
UGUAAAUAAGAGAAGUUUGAGUGGGCGUGGUCCAAGAGGAAAAGCGAAACUACAGUAAAAGUCUAACUUCCUGAUUGCCGACAGCGGUGUUGUCUCAACAAAUGUCAAGAAAAGGCUGCAAAAGUUAGGCUUGAAUGUAGGACCAGUCUGGACCACUUCAGGCUCUGCUGAUAAUCAACCAUCACCAGACUGCAGUAUUACAGGUAUAUGUAACUGCAUGGGUUCAUAUGCAUUGGUAGUAAAGGACAGUUAACAAUGUAUCUUGGAAGUCUGUCCUAAUGUAUUUGGAUACUCUUCGGUCUGGUAUUUAACCGAGAAACAGUGGAGGUUUGAAGCCUAUUUCAGAUGAUUGGAUGAGAACAAUUGUAAACCGUUAUCAUGGGGAACAGCUCGUGCUGCCCAAAAUCAAACCCAUGUGAUAUCACAGUUGAUGAAACACAGGGCCUGCUGAACUCACCUGAUUCAAAGGUUUCAGCGAGGCCAAUAACGACUGAUGGCAUCUGCCAAUCACUGGAGGUAGCGGAGAGUAGCAAAAAUGAAGCAGAGUGCAUAAGACACAAACAAGAACAAGAUGUAGUCACCACACAACCAAUAGCAGCUCCCAGGUCAGCUGAGGGGCCUGCACAGAGUUCUUAUUGUUCUGUAAUCCAGAGUCUCCACACUGAAGUCUCCCUCACUGCACAAGCCAACCAAAGUGCCUCACCUGUGACGAAAGCGACAGAGGAACAAGUAGAUGCAGCUGCUAUAGCCACAGAAACAAAAAAGGAAGAUGAGACUACAAAAGAGAGCCCCACUGCUGCCAAUGAAAUCACUGAUGUAUUGGAAGUUAAAGCAUCGAUAGAACUGGCUACAGAUGAAGUGAAAGAGGAAACAGAAACAGACACACUGGAAAAAGAGGAAAAAACAGACGAGCCUAUGUUGUUGAUACAGGAUGCAAAGGAAGAUGUUCCUACUGGUGAGCUGCAUGAUGCGCAGGUGGACACCCAGUACGAGGUUGCAGAAGACGACACAAAGAAGAGGCCAGAGGAAGCUGAUGAAAAUGAGGAUUCUGCUGAGAUGAAUAGAAAGAAAGAAGCUGGUGAGGUAGAUACUGAGAACGAGGAGCUCAACACACAUGUAGAGGUUUUACCUGUGAUGGAUAUCCUGCAAACCAAAGAGCCAGUUUUGAAUAACUCCGUAAUUAAUGAAGUUGAAGAAAAAGGACUACUGACUCCUGUGGAUAUAAUAGAGAAGAGUGCAGAUACUCUACUACCAGAAAUGUCUAGUGCAGAACCUCUGGUAUCUUUAUCACAGGCCUCAUGUGAAGCAGGAAAAACUGCUUUAGCAAUUGAAAAAUCAGUUGCUGAUAAAUUGCUGGAAAAUCAUGAUAUUUCCAACAUGUCUGAAAUGAACACAGACAUCUUACCUUCUAAAACUCAGGAAACCUCAGAGCAGGAGUCCACACCAACAGUGAAAAUUAGUGACAAAACCACUGUGAACAACUUAGAAAAUGGCCAAGAGGAUAAUUUAACCAGUGGUCAUUUGAAAGAUGAGAACUUCGCUGACGUGGAUGUAGAUGUACCUCAUCUGAAUGAGAGAUUGGAGAAACCAUCUGACGAACCUUCACAUGAGAAUCAAGAGCUGAUGUCUGAACCCCCUGCCACCAGUAAGAGUGGCAGCAUUUCCGAGGAGGUGGAGAAAACAGAGUCCACAGACACUGCAGAAGUCAAGAAGACAAUCACUGAGUUUAUCACAAAGGAAGGAGAUGUUGAAGAGGAAGCUGUUCAGAAUGGUUUGCACAAAUGUGCUCCUGUAGAGAAGCCUGAACCUACAGAGAAGCCAGAUGAACAAGAUAUUGAAAAUGAGCCUGAAACCAACACCACUGGUCCAAGUGAGGCGUUCUCAUUAGAUCAUGACCUCACAGAAAAAAUGCAGCCAGCACCUGAGCCGAGUGAGAAUGAUGAGACAACAGCAGGAGAUGAAAAAGAGAAUGCAGAAAGCAACCAGGCCCAAAAAGGAGAGAUUACCUUUACCAGUAGCCACGACAUGAAAGUUGCACUGAUACCUGUGAGUGACAUAGAAAACAUUGCAGAGAAGGAGAUGGAGCACGAGGACAGUGAAGACCUCUACCGAGGAGAUGAUGAGAUUGAACAAGAGCAGGCCAAAGAAAUGAAAUUGAUGCCGAUCAUGGAGUUUACAAUCCCCGGAGUGGAGGAGAAGUGUAGCUUAGCUGCUCCUGUUGAUAUUUUGGCCUACAGUGAGAGGGAGUGGAAGGGAAAUACAGCCAAGAGCAAUCUCAUCAGAAAGGGCUACUCUGAAAUAUCUUGUAGUUUUACUGGGCUGAGGAGAGUAAGGGGAGACAACUACUGCUCUCUGAGAGCUACACUAUAUCAGGUGCUGGCAUCAACAACACACACACCAGCCUGGCUACUGGAGGAAGGUUUCACAUCGUUGCCAGAUAUAAUUGAAGCUCAGGAGCACUUGAUAGGUAUCUGGGUGUUUCCUCCAAAGUGUAUCAAAGCUGGAGAGAAGGAGGAUGCUGUGGAGAAACUUAAACACUAUCUGGAACUCCUGCAGAAAACAUGGCAGGCAGCAGCAGAGUCAGAGACCCUAGAGGAAAAGCUGGGAUUGUGUGAUCACGUAUUUCAGGGUGGAGAAGAAGAGUACGCUCUUCUGGAGGUGCUGAAGUUCCUCAUGCUGGUGAAAGCAGUGGAACUUCAUAAAAAAAUGCAGGCAGAACAGGAAGUGCCUGUCUUCUGCUGGCUACUGUUCGCCCGUGACACAUCUGAAAACCCCAAAAUGUUCUUCAGCAAUCAUUUGAGCCAAGUUGGGUUCAGUGGCGGCCUGGAACAGGUGGAGAUGUUUCUGCUUGGUUAUGCCUUACAGCACACCAUUCAAGCCUUCCGCCUCUACAAGACUGACACAGAGGAAUUUGUGACACACUACCCUGACGACCACAAACACGAUUGGCCCUGUGUGUCUGUCAUCACAGAGGAUGAUCGCCAUUACAAUGUCCCCGUUAGGAAGCCAACACAAUACAGACUGUAACAUCUUCGUGUUCCUCACCUGAUUAUCAGGAUGUCUGGAAAGUGGUUGGAGGAAGAAAACUAUGACAUCACCAUGCUCUGCCUUCGCUUGAGUAAUUAUUAAUAGAAUAGCUGGGAGAUCAUUGGCUGUUAACAAGAUCUGACUGGAGGAAUAGAGUUAUGGUGAAGAACUUUAAUUAAUAGAAAAGAAUAUUUGUUUUUAACAUUUGCUUGCAUUUGGUUAAAGUUGUUAGCAGCUUGGCUAAAGUUAACAACGCUAACAAAAGCACUCAGGUUUUUUUUUUAGUGCAAUUCAUUGACUGAUAUGUUUAGAUUUUGUAUUACAGUGAGUUUAUGAUCAGUUCUUAAUUUAUACAGUUGCAUUGUUCAGAAUGAAAUAACACAAUGGUUACAGAAAUACCAUACAGGUGUUUACUAUAAAACUGUUUUAAACCCUCUGACAGUUGCAAGUGUAAAUAACGUCGCUAACACUGACACAAGCUGACCUUAUAGAGAUUGCUGUGAGAUACAAAAUUCAGCUUCAUGAACACAUCCACAAAAAGCCCUGAUAUAGUAAAAGCUUUUUGUGCUCUUCUUGAUUUAUAUCCUUCAUCAAAACAUCAUAUCUGAUAUUAGACCAAGAAAAUCCAUCUUUUUUAGACAGAGGUCAAAAGAGAGGUCAUGGCUGUAUACAGUGAUUCCUGAUUCUUUUCACACUAAUGUUUCAGAUCAAAAAACAAAUGUAAAUAUUAGUCAAAGAUAACACAAGUAAACACAGCAUGCAGUUUUUAAAUGAAGGUUAUAAUAAACUAUUACGGUAAAACAAAAUCCAAACCUACAUGGCCCUAAAAAAAAAGUGCUUGUCCACUAAACAUAAUAACUGGUUGGGCCGCCCUUGGCAGAAAGAACUGCAAUCAAGCGUUUGCGAUAACUUGCAGUGAGUCUGUUUCAGCGCUGAGGAGGAAUUUUGGUCCACUCAUCUUUGCAGAAUUGUUGUAAUUCAGCCACAUUGGAGGGUUUUUGAGCAUGAAUUUCCUUUUUAAGGUCAUGCCACAGCAUCUCAAUAGGAUUCAGGUCAGGACUUUGACUAGGCCACUCCAAAGUCUUCAUUUUGUUUUUCUUCAGCCAUUCAGAGGUGGACUUGCUGGUAUGUUUUGGAUCAUUGUCAUGCUGCAGAACCCAAGUUUGCUUCAGCUUGAGGUCACGAACAGAUGGCCGCACAUUGUCCUUCACAGAUGUUUUGGUAGACAGCAGAAUUCAUGAUUCCAUUUAUCACAGCAAGUCUUCCAGAUCCUGGAGCAGCAAAACAGCCCCAGACCAUCACACUACCAGCACCAUAUUUUACUGUUGGUAUGAUGUAUGAUGAUUUUUCUGAAAUGCAGUGUUACUUUUACGCCAGAUGUAAAGGGACACACACCUUCCAAAAAAUUCAACUUUUGUCUCAUCAGUCCACAGAGUAUUUACCCAAAAGUCUUGGGGUAAGCAAGGCCCUUAAUAUCACCUGCUCCAGGGGCACCAUACUAUGGCUGACCCUGCGCUCUGACCCCAGGCCUCAUAAUAACCUGUGAUAUGCGAAAACUUAAAGCAUUUCACUGCAUAUUGUACUCUGUAUGUGACAUAAAAUUUUAUUUUGAAAUUGGGAUCCUCAAAAAGAUUUCUGGCAAAUCUGAGAAGAGCUGUUAUUAUAGCUGCGAUGUUCUUUUUGCUCAGCAGCGGUUUUUUUCUUGGAACUCUGCCAUGCAGGCCAUUUUUCCCCAGUCUCUUUCUUAUGCUGGAGUCAUGAACACUGACCUUAACUGAGGCAAGUGAGGCCUGCAGUUCCCUGGACGUUGUUGUGGGGUCUUUUGUGACAUCUCAGAUGAGUUGUCGCUGCGCUCUUGGGGUAAUUUUGGUGGGCCGGCUUUCCUGGGAAGAUUCACCACUGUUUCAUGUUUUUGCCAUUUGUGGAUAAUGGCUCUCACUGUGGUUCGCUGGAGUCCCAAAGUUUUAGAAAUGGCUUUAUAACAUUUUCCAGACUGAUAGAUCUCAAAUACUUUCUUUCUCAUUUGUUCCUCAAUUUCUUUGCAUCUCAGCAUGAUGUGUAGAUUUUGAGGAUCGUUUGGUUUACUUCACUUUGUCAGUCAGGUCUUAUUUAUGUGAUUUCUUGAUUGUGAACAGGUGUGGCAAUAAUCAGGCCUGGUGUGUCAGGUGUGAUAAACCACAGGUAAGUUAUGUUUUAACAGAUUUAUGUGGGUAUGGAUUUUGUUUUCCCUUAAUAAUAAAAACCUUCAUUUUAAAACUGCAUGUUGUGUUUACUUGCGUUAUCUUUGACUAAUAUUUAAACUGGUUUGAUGAUCUGAAAAAUUAAAGGGUGACAAAUAAAAAAUCAGCAAGGAGGCCAACACUUUUUCACAUCACUGUAACUAUAUGUAGAGAUGGUUGACAAACGAAAAAAACUGCACCACUGUUGUGGUAUGAGGCAUGUUGCAGGCAUUCAUAGACACUUAGUACGAAGCAGGACUGGAAAUCAAUAUGAUGCCAUUCUCACUUAAACCUUUAAACCUCUGAUGAAACAUUUCUGUCCUGAUGGGAGUGGACUCUUCCACCAUGACUCUGCCGCCGACUCGCUAUACGACUUGAUGAGGAUGAAAAUUAAAUCACACUCCGCUUCUACCGACAAACCGGCAGUUCAGGUGAUGUUCCUCUCUCGGGUAAACAUCAAAGAAUGUGAAGAAUUUACAUAAAGAUAAGUUGAUUUUCCUUUAAUUUGUCACCUAUCUGUAAGUUUAAGUAUGUACACGUAUUUAUCCAUCGCCUUUGCUAAACAGUAGAACUGAACUUCUGAGCUACUUUGUUAUUCAUCGUAACACAGGCUGCAAAGUUGAACAUGUGGAGUCUUAAGGCUAUAGUGCCAAAUAUUUUUAAGGGGAAACCUUAAAACCUUAAUUCCAUUUAUAAGGCACUGUCUGCUGUUUUAGUGUGGUGUUUUACACAGACUACACCAGAUGUUCCAUUCAGGCCACAAGGAUAUCAGCCAUUCCUCAUGUUUUCUAUUCUGACUCCCCAAACAUCUGAACUGUGUAAUCAAGGGCUGUGGAGCAAUUUUAUUUAUUUUUCUCUGCCUCCAGAAUGCUUCAAGCUGGAAGAGGAAAAAAUGAACUACAUUGCUGAUAUUGAUUGUUGGAUUAAGGAACUCUGGUAGUAACUAGUUUAUAUAGGAGGCUUUCGCACUGGCAGUUUAGUCAGAAACAGAUCAUGGUUAGCGUGAUAUAUUGGUAAUGUGAAAGUUGUCAUGUGGACCGUGAAGCACAGUGCAGUACUGAACCUGAGACUUCCUGUAGGACGAAGCGUGAGUUCAGUUGCACUGGAACUGUGCCACGAUUCUCAUGAACACGAACUGUUCAGGAAGUAAUGUAACCUGUGCGUGUGUUUUAGACGAUGACGACAUCAUUUGUUUUCAAACAUGUGUAGCAUGAGUGGCAGGGGAACAGUGUGGGACAAGAGAAGAGAUGAGAUGCCUUACUUUACAUACGAGCACCAAUAUAACAUGAUGAGUCACACUGUGUUCUCCAUGCUCAUGUGGUACCGUAAAUACACCAGGGUUUAAGAGAAUAAACUGACUCUGAACCCAGACCAGUGCUGAGGGGCAUCAGGAACAUUCACACUGAUUUAGACCAUGCCCAGUGUAAAAACCACCUCAGCUGUAUUUUAUUGAUAACAAAAGCUCAUCAAGAAAUGAUUCAUUAUGACAUUUUAUUGCUUCAGUUAAAUCUGUCUGGAACAUUUUAAUGAACCUUCCAGCCACUAGAACACAGUGUUAUCCGCUCAGUAACAACCUCGCCCUUUUGUUCAGUAGCUCGCUUUCUAGAAUCAUCUGAUUCUCUUCUUAUGUUUCAUGUGGACUGCGUUCAAUAGCUGUUUAAAUAAAAUGAAGCCUGACUGUUGUGUCACUUCUUA